Messenger RNA from Acanthocheilonema viteae, 1664 nucleotides. The record is from the annotation of a GenBank genome assembly. Lineage: Eukaryota; Metazoa; Nematoda; Chromadorea; Rhabditida; Onchocercidae.
GAGGACCAUCUAGUGGACAAGCGACUCGUGGGAUGGGGAUGGGGCCAGGUGGUGGUGGUGGUCGAGGACCAAUGAAUAUGAUGUCUUCAAUGAAUGUCCUUUCUGGGCAAGCUUUUAGUGAAACCGAUCUGAUGAGUGAUUUACCAAAAAAGAAAUUUACUGGUCGAUGCCGUUUAUUUGUUGGCAAUUUGCCGAAUGACUUGAAGGAACAGGAACUCAAGGAACUCUUUGCGCCUCAUGGUGACAUCGCAGAAUGCUAUUUGAGUGGCAAAGGAUUUGCUUUCUUACGAUUGGAUACACGCGCCCACGCAGAAAGUGCAAAAGAAGCUAUUGAUGGAAAAAUAAUACAUGGCCGUCCAGUUCGUGUACGAUUUGCUGUUCAUGGUGCAGCGCUGAGAGUUAAAGAACUUUCACCAACUGUAUCGAAUGAGAUGCUUUAUCAUGCAUUUUCGGCAUUUGGUGAAGUAGAACGAGCAGUUCACAUAGUUGACGAAAAGGGUAAGCCAACCGGAGAAGGAAUUGUGGAGUUCGAACGUAAGCCAUCAGCUAAUGAGGCACUUCAUCAGAUACGGGAAAAAGUCUUCUUAUUAACGGCAAGUCCAAAACCAUUAGUUGUGGAGAUGUUGGAGCCGCGUGAUGAAGACGAUGGUCUCGCCGAACGUAUGAUACAGCGCAGUGCAAUGCUUCAAAAGGAACGAGAAGUGGGCCCACGAUUUCCACCGGCAAACAGUUUCGAAUACGUAUUCGGGUUAAAAUGGAAGGAGCUAUAUGAGGUGGAAAGACAGCGUAGAGCUCAAUUGGAAGAAGAGCUCAAGGAAGCUCGUAGACGCUUGGAAGCUGAUAUGGAUCUCGCUUACCAGGAUUAUCAAACUCAGUUGCUCCGUGAAGGCAAGCAAUAUUUAGCUCAAGCCUUAAUUUCAAUUUAUAUCAUUUCGAAUCCAAUCCAUUUUUGGUUCCCCUCUACCGAUCAGCGUUGUGGAAUAAUCAUUAUGAAUUAUGGUCGAUAUAAUUUGAAACUGUAUCUCGCUCGUCGUCAACAGGAGCUUGAGCGAUUAGAAGCUGCAAAACGUGAGCGUAUGGCACAAGUAGCAGCACGUCGUGGUGAAAUGCCUACCUUACUGGGAAAUUUAACUGGUGGACCAUCUGGUCCACAAGGUAUGGCGAAUGGGCCAGGUGGAAUGUCUGGUGGACCGCCGCGUGAAUUUUUCGUUACUGGUUCCGGCGGAGGAGGAGGACCGUUCAACUCAGGUGGACAAGGUGGACCUGAGGGACCAAGAGGACAAGAAAUGAUGGGCCGAGGUCCACCUGAUAUGCAGCGUGGUGGACCACCACAAAUGGAUAAUCCAGGAAGGGGACCACCCUUUCAACAAGGUGGACCCAGUGGACCCGGUGGACCUGUCAAUCAGGGAGGCGGUCCAGAUCCAACGCUUGUACAAGGGGUGCAAAAACUACUGCAGAUAUUUCGUGCUGAUGCACCAAGACCUGGUGGACCUCAGCAGGGAGUACCACCUUCAUUCGGUUCUCCAGGCGGACCUAGUGGUUUUCGAGGGCCAGGACCGAUGGGGCCAGGAAAUUUCGGAAUGCAAAGUGGACCACCGGGAGGUUUCCAUCGUGGACCGCCAAUGGGUGGUGAUUUCCCAGCUGAGAAGCGGAUACGACGAUAG